AUGCCUGUCUUCACGGUCGUCAUUAUAGGAGGAAGCGUUGCGGGUUUGACCCUGGCAAAUAUCCUUGAGCGCUAUGGCAUCGAGUACGUCCUGCUUGAGAGAUAUAAAAUGAUUGCUCCUCAGCUGGGUGCGAGUCUCGGCGUCUUGCCUUACGGUUGUCAAAUACUUGAGCAGCUGGGCGUCAACGAGCAGGUCCAGGCCUUGGGUGAAAUGGUGGAGUCAAUGGAAGUCUUUGGGCCAGAUGGUGUUCGACUCAGCGCUCAGGAGACCUUCGGCAAGCUACUUAUGGACCUAACCGGGUACAAAUUCAGCUUUCUGGAUCGUCGGGAGCUGGUCCAAGUCCUGUAUGAUAAUCUUCAGGACAAGUCGAAGGUCCAUGUGUCGAAGGAGCUCUUGGAGAUCAAGCAGCUGGAAACUGGGGUGACAGUCACGACAACAGACGGCACUGUAUUUACUGGAAAUGUCCUUGUUGGCGCAGACGGCGUUCACAGCCGGACAAGACAGGAAAUGUGGAGGAUUGCCGACUCAGAGGAUCCAGGUUACGGGGCUAAGCAAAUGGCUAAAUCAGCUAUUGUCUGCAUGUAUAAAUGCAUGUUCGGAAUCGCAGAUCGACCUGAAGGAAUGGCUAAUGACCGUGGCUACAAAACGUACCACAAGGAGCGUUCUUACUUGCACCAAACCGGCCGCGAGGGAAAGAUGUACUUCUUUGCGUUUAGUAAAAACGCUGAAGUGACCAUUGACCAAGAAAUCCCCCGAUAUACCGCUGAGGAUGAAAACGCCAUGGCAAAGACACAAGGAAAUGAUAUUCUGUUCCCGGGUCUUACAUUCGGGGAUCUUUACCAGAGACGCCGGAAUACAGUUCUUGUUCCAUUGCAAGAAUAUGUGCUUGACAAAUGCUUUUACAAGCGUGCUAUUCUGAUUGGCGAUUCUUUUCACAAGAUGAACCCCCUCACUGGACAAGGUGGAAAUUCUGCCAUUGAGGACGCAGCAAUGCUCGGGGAUCUACUGAAAGAGGCUCUGGACUGCAGUCCCCAACCAACAAAUGAGUUGAUUCGUGCGCAAUUUACUCAAUUCCAAGAGGAGCGAAAAUAUCGCACAAAGUUAUUGGCAGACGGGGCGCAUUCGCUGCAACGCCUCGAAGCACUCGAAACCCCGUUUCUGGAGUUCGUGGCUCUGAAAAUUGUAAGCAAGCAGGGUCUUGAUAAGAUGGCGCCCAUGUUUGCCGCAAUGUGCUCUCCUGGGCACAUCUUGAAGUAUCUACCGAGACCAUUGCACGAAGGUGUUGUGGCACGGGACAGCGAUGUGAUUGCAAAGCCAAGACAACGUUCAUAUUCUUCAACAGCGUUUUGGGCCAUUCUCACUCUGAUUGUCGCCUGUUUUUCCGUGAAUACUGGACAAUCUCUCAGUAUAGAAGGCACCGCGGCUGUCAGUGAUCCCAUGUCAGACUACACCUUUGUCUGCAUGAUGGCCUUUAAUGGCUUAUGGGUGGUUGAAUCGCAUCGCCCAGGCUUGUCAGGAGGGCUCCUGUGCAGUUCCAUUCCAUACAUUCUCGCUUCUGUAAUCUUAGGGUGGCAUGUGGUCGUCCCAAUCUACUUUGCUAUUUACAUCUACCUCAGCCAACCACGGUCCUUCUACUAUCCCAACCCGCGAGCGAUCGACCUGCGCGCUGCCGAAUGUCUUCCCAUGGGAUUCUUGAUGAUGUACUUCGUGCCCAUUCUCUUGAUCCUGAAGCCAGCCACCAUUGCUGUCUCCAGUUGGAUCUUUCCUGUCGCACAUUUCGGUCUACCAAUUUUUGUCUCAAUCGGACAGAAGAUUUCAACAAAAGCGCCACCCAGCGCUGAUAUAGUGGAGUCACUAUACGGCACCCGCGAUAUGCCAUAUCUGUCACAGUUCUACAAUCUGGCUUUCUUUUUCACAAGCAUGUUGCAUAUCAUCGUCGGUAGUCGGAUAUUCGCAUAUGCGUGGAACGCUACAGCCCUCAAGGAAAUGACAUAUUCGGCCGGAGUACAGCCAGCAUGCCUUGCCACUACGAUUAUGAUAUGGUGUGUCUUUACAGCGUGGGACUUGCGUCGGACAAACGCCAUCCAGACUCCGAUUUUUAUUGUUAUACCUUCUCUGCUCUUGGGAAGCGUGUGCUUUGGUCCUGCGGCCGUGUUGAUUGGGGUGUGGAAGUGGCGCGAGAUUGCACUUGAGCGGACUCGGAAAAGGUAG
Molecule: messenger RNA, 2211 nt
Organism: Aspergillus puulaauensis
Lineage: Eukaryota; Fungi; Ascomycota; Eurotiomycetes; Eurotiales; Aspergillaceae
Product: FAD-dependent oxidoreductase
Exons: 5
Coding region: 1-2211 (736 amino acids)
Molecular function (GO): FAD binding
Source: RefSeq, a predicted model, not a curated record